UACAAAUACAUAAACACGAGAGUAAGAAGUAUGCUGUGGGUCUUUGCAGUGAUACCGAAUGGACCGUCACUUAUACGGGUUUUAUUCGAUUUAAGAUACUCUUCAUUAAAGAUGGCGGAGCGGGAACGUGAUCCGUAUUAUUUGGAAUUACCAUUUACUGACACUCAGCGAGGUCUACAAGCUACAUGGGGUCUAGGCAAUCAGUUAUUUGUUUUCACUGGCAAAAAUCCACUUGUAUCAAAAGAGCAGAAUGUAGGUGGAGGUGUGGCUCAGAUACAUGAUGUGAGAUGGGAGACAGAUAUGCAUGGACAAAUCACCCGUAAACUUGUCAAUGAAACUCACAAUGUGUUUGUAACUCUACAGGAACAAGUCCAAGAGGCCUCUGGUAAAGGUCUUAAAGGUCUUAAACCACUACUUGCUAAAGCCAGUAAGCAAUACAGAAGUGUCCUGAAAGCCUGCAGUCUUGAUGUGUUCAAUAAAUCAAAUUCUACAAGAGAUGAGCAGAUACAGGCCAUGUGUGAGGAGCAGUUAAAGAUAUUUAACACUACAGAGUUAAUCUGGAGCUUGUGUGAAAUACUUUGGAUUGAUGUAGCACCAGGAGGUAUAGUUAUCUCUCAGCUGUUGGACUGGUUACGCUGGCACUUCACAGAGGGAGAAAAUCUCUAUUCUGAGAUACAGAAAGAAGAAUUCCAAGAGGAACAUCAUGAAUACUGGGAUUGUAUAUAUCGCUUAGUUCUUCAAGGUCAGCUUGACAAAGUGAGAUAUCUUCUCUCCAAACAUUCUUCAUUUAAAACAGAUGCUUUCCAGAGUAUAGAUGAUGUUCUGAGAAAGAUGCCACUUUUCAGUCAACUAUUCCGAGGUAACUCUAUAUCUGAGUUUGACAUGAAAUGGCGGCAUUGGAAGGAUGAUUGUGAGAGAAGAUUUGAAUCUGGAGAAUUUGCUGCAUGUGAUAAUCUUGUCAUUAUAGCAAGGAUUCUGAUUGGAGAUGACUCGGUUUAUACAGAACUUAAAGAUUUAUGUGAAACUUGGUAUCAUAUGUUAGUAUCCAAGAUGUUAUACCAGAAACCAACUGUCAAAUCUAUAGAUCUACACUACUAUGUUCAAUCUUGUAUGGAUGAAUUCCGCAGUGAUGGUCGAGUCAGUGAGACUGAUAGUAUAUUGUUGUCAGCACUAGAGUUUGAUAUACAUCAAGUCAUUAAAGACUGCAGUGCUGUUUUAAGUGGAUGGUGGUUUGUUGCACACCUUACAGAUAUAUUACAUCAUUGCGGACAGUUGGAGUCUCACAGGCUAGAAUUUGGAUCAAAUUUACGAGAAUAUUUACUCCUACAGUAUGCAACAAGUCUGAUGUCUCAUAAAAGCCUGUGGCAAGUUGGUGUUGAUUACCUCGACUUUUGUCCAGAAUUUGGCAGGCAGUACUUAGAACACUUCAUAGAAAAAAUUCCUAUAGAAACGGAGAAAAAGGCAAACAAAAUGUUGUACAUAUGUGAGAAACGAAAUAUGCCUGAACAAGUAAAGAGUAUUUGCAAAAUAAUGGGUAUGAGAUGUAUCAAGAAUAAAAGAUUAGGAGCAGCAUUGUCCUGGUUCCUCAGAUCAAAGGAUGUGGCAUUUGCAACAUUAAUUGCUGAAAAGUUUCUAUCGGAGUAUAAUGAACAAGGAUAUUUCUCCAACCUUGACCUUAUAGAUAAUCUAGGUCCUAGCAUGCUGAUAAGCAGUAGGCUGACUUUUUUGGGCAAGUACAGAGAGUACCAUAGACUGUAUGAGGAGAAGGAACUGUAUGCAGCGGGAUCUUUACUACUGUCAUUACUCACAUCAAGACUCGCACCUAGAGAGUUUUGGAUUACUUUACUGAAAGAUGCAAUUACUCUCCUAGAAGCAAAAGAAUGUAUAUAUGGAAGUAAAGAGACAUUUGAACUGAUGCAUUGUUUAGAGGAGCUGACCAAGGAUAGACAAUAUCUCAGUACAGAUAUUGAUACUGAUGAUUUAUCUGAUUUAAAAGAGACAAUAGACUUACUGAAUCUGGCAUUAACAAGAAAUCUGGCCAGGUCUAUAGUUAUGGAGGGAAGUAUAAAACCGUCAUAGAUGAGCUUCAGUGAAAUAUAACAUGGUGACAGUGUUCAUAGAGAUAUGUGUUUCAAUUAAUGCUGUACAGUACUAGGAUAAUAUGUGCUAGUGUAGUUGUACAUGUCAGUGUUUAUAAAACAUAAAUAUACAGUAAAAUCUCUAUAGAGUAACAUCAUGUGGGAUACAAUAAGUUAAGUUGUUGUUCAAAGCUUUGUGGAGGUUGAUUUCAUAAUGACCUCAAACUUUAGGAAGAAUCAAUACUGUUGUUAUAGAGAUGUUAUUUCUCUACUGACGGCCACUUAACAGAGGUUCACUGUACAUGGAAAUAGUGCACAAGUCUUUACUGUGACAAAAAUAAUGUACAGAUCAUCACUGUGACAAAAAUGUGCCGGUUUUAGUGCAUGGGAUACUUUAAGACAAACAGAAAGUCAAACAUAAUGAUGUGUUAAAAUACAGAAAGAAAAUAUAAAGAAAAUGCUAAUAGACUACUCUCUGAAUGAUUAUAGUGAUUGUGAAGAAAAAGUUGACAUUAAAUGUGAUGUGUUGUCAGUUGAUUAUGUUUUGAUUUACAUUAAAUUUUACAGUGUGAAAGAAGGAAGUGACUUCUCAUCUAAAAACUGUAAAAAUGAUAUUUCCAAAUUGUUAUAUUGUGUACAUUAAAUACAGUAAAGUGCAAAUAAAUAAAUAAUAUUUACAAUA
This is a messenger RNA of Ruditapes philippinarum (Manila clam), 2760 nucleotides long. Its product is annotated as nuclear pore complex protein Nup85-like. Gene Ontology annotation, cellular component: nuclear pore outer ring. The transcript is spliced from 20 exons. The record is from RefSeq and is a predicted model, not a curated record. Gene Ontology annotation, biological process: protein import into nucleus; mRNA export from nucleus; positive regulation of DNA-templated transcription. Bases 31 to 2079 code for a protein of 682 amino acids. Lineage: Eukaryota; Metazoa; Mollusca; Bivalvia; Venerida; Veneridae. Gene Ontology annotation, molecular function: structural constituent of nuclear pore.